Pieris rapae (cabbage white) is the source of this 441-nucleotide messenger RNA. RefSeq lists its product as uncharacterized. Bases 1 to 441 code for a protein of 146 amino acids. NCBI's taxonomy places the organism in Eukaryota, Metazoa, Arthropoda, Insecta, Lepidoptera, Pieridae. The record is from RefSeq and is a predicted model, not a curated record. The transcript has 5 exons.
AUGUGCUUUGCUACAAAAGAGCCUUCGAACGACACAAACCAGACAACAUCUUAUAAGAUAUCUUUAAGUGAAUACCAAGCGACCCCAGUUUCGUUGGAUAAGAAACGAGACAUGAAGUCACUAUGGGUAUAUCAUCCACCAUCUUUGCAGUCUCAAGGGGAAGACCAAGUGGUUCAAAACGCGAUGUUCAAGUCUCCGCAUUUGCUCACAAGACUCGCAAAGCCGUUUAACUUUGGCAUAGAUCCAUACUUCAGCAAGGACUAUUUCGCACCAUUUGAAAGAAGAAAUAGACCUAUAACUCUAGUGGCUUUUAGAAGAAAUGCUUUGAUGCCUCGCAGAAGUGUUCGUCAAAGCGCGUCAGCAGAAGUUGCGGAGUUACAGUCCCCAUUCAAUGAAGUCGGUGCUUUGUGGCGGGAAGACCCGGAUAUAUUUAAUUUAUAA